This is a messenger RNA of Opisthocomus hoazin, 1090 nucleotides long. The record is from RefSeq and is a predicted model, not a curated record. Lineage: Eukaryota; Metazoa; Chordata; Aves; Opisthocomiformes; Opisthocomidae.
AUGGCUGUACACCCUGUGCCAACAGCGCUGGCUCAGGUUGACCGCGAAAAGAUCUACCAGUGGAUCAACGAGCUGUCCAGCCCCGAGACACGGGAGAAUGCGCUGCUGGAGCUGAGCAAGAAGCGUGAGUCUGUGCCUGACCUUGCCCCGAUGCUCUGGCAUUCGUUUGGCACGAUCGCAGCGCUCCUUCAGGAAAUUGUAAAUAUUUAUCCAUCAAUCAACCCUCCGACUUUGACAGCCCAUCAGUCCAACAGAGUCUGCAAUGCUUUAGCUCUACUACAAUGUGUUGCAUCACAUCCUGAAACGAGGUCAGCUUUUCUGGCAGCUCAUAUCCCUCUCUUCCUGUACCCCUUCUUGCACACAGUUAGCAAGACGCGUCCGUUUGAGUACCUGCGGCUCACGAGCCUCGGAGUGAUUGGGGCCUUGGUGAAAACUGAUGAGCAAGAAGUGAUAAAUUUCUUAUUGACAACAGAAAUUAUCCCCCUGUGCUUACGCAUUAUGGAGUCUGGCAGUGAACUCUCCAAAACGGUUGCUACGUUUAUUCUUCAGAAAAUCCUCCUGGAUGACACAGGGCUGGCAUAUAUCUGUCAGACUUACGAGCGGUUUUCCCAUGUUGCCAUGAUACUGGGUAAAAUGGUCCUGCAGCUCUCCAAGGAGCCGUCGGCACGGCUGCUGAAGCAUGUCGUCCGCUGCUAUCUUCGCCUUUCCGAUAACCCCAGGGCACGUGAAGCUCUCAGGCAGUGCCUUCCUGACCAGCUGAAGGACACCACCUUUGCCCAGGUCCUGAAGGACGACACCACCACGAAGCGCUGGCUGGCUCAGCUCGUCAAGAACCUGCAAGAGGGUCAGGUCACUGACCCGCGGGGCAUCCCUCCUCCUCCGCAGUGACUGCUGGGGGAGGUGGGGGACCGGGGAAGAAACAGCUCAGGUUUACAAAGAACCAGGAACAGGUGACCUCUUCCACAACAAACGGGGCAUGCCAGCUGGCUGCCGGCCUGUCGGACCAUGCCACCCAGCCAAAGGGCUGCUCUGUAGCGAUGCAGCAUGCCUCCGGGGAUCGCAACACCAGCAAAUGCUGAUACUACAGCUU